Nezara viridula (southern green stink bug) is the source of this 1328-nucleotide messenger RNA. The record is from the annotation of a GenBank genome assembly. Lineage: Eukaryota; Metazoa; Arthropoda; Insecta; Hemiptera; Pentatomidae.
GACCCUUCCCGUACUUUCACCAUUUUAAAUUAAGAUUAUUUUUAAUAUUUUGUUACUUUGUUUUGUUAUUUGGAUUAUAAUAAAACAGUAUGGGUAAGUGCUAGGUAAAAAAUUAAUUUGCGUGCAAUAAGUAACGUUAUUUGUUUGAGCAUCGGAUUAGGGUGUGCCUGUUACCUCAGAAGUUAUUGUUUAUGUUGUGUACUUUCCUUAUCUUAUUUACAUUAUAGAAUCAUACUUCGUCACUUAGAUUACCCCAGUUUUGUUACUGGUUGUUAUCAUGCAACGAGGACCACCCAGUAAAUUUGAAAUGUCUAAUAUUCGGAACAAUCAAUUAAGAAAUAGAUAUAGAUAUUCUCUUGAAAGUUCAUUGGGUUCAGAAUAUGCAUCUCGGAGUAAGUGUGAUGAAUGUAUGACAAGAGUCCCAUACGCUACCCUUAUAGCAACUAUAAUGUGUAUUCUUGGAGUUGGAGUAUUCUGUGGAACUAUCUAUAGAGGAACAACAUUGACUGGUUUAAUGAUGUUAGAGGUUUUUAAUCAAAGAUUAACCUGGUUAGAGCCAUUACAAACUGCCUGUGUUGUUAUUGGAGCAAGUAUGGGAGCACUUGGGCUAAUGGCGCUUUUUGUUGGAUGUCUAGCCACAGGUGCUACCAGGCAUAAGGUUUAUAGAGGAUCAGGUGCCCGAAUUGGUGGUAGAAUUUCAUGUGCAGUGUUCAUGUCUAUAAUAUACGUACUCCAGCUUGCAUGGUUAGUUAUAUUUGUCUGCCUUGCAAUUGUAACUGUUUUCUAUACUAUAUUUUGGGCAUUAUGUACAUCAGACAGAGUAAUUAAGGAAAAGCGGUGCAUAGACUUUACUCAGUUUAGUUUUAUGUUUCCUUCAACUAUAAGGCCAGAAGAUUUGGAAGUUUGCCCUCCUCAGGAAAUAAAACUUUUUUGUAAGGAUUACGUUGAAAAGGCUGAAUUUAUGUUUAUACUGGCUGUAUUUGCUUGUAUGCUUGUCAUAUUAAGCCUGGUCCAUUAUUUAAUGUGUUUAUCUGCAAAUUAUGCUCAUAUCAGAGAUCAUGAAAAACUCCAAGAGCUUGAAGAAAUACAGAAUUUAAAUGAUUUGGAAGGCUUAACAGCAAGCAAAGAUCGAUUUUAAAACUAUAAAUUUAAAUAUAUUAGUGAAUUUAUCUCAUAAUGAGAUCAAAAAUAAUUCGACAAGGAUGAUGAAAUUGUUUUAUAAAAAAAAGAAAAAUCAUUCAAUAUCAGAUAUUGAGUGUAUAAAUAUUUUUAUAUCUUGAAGCUUUAUCAGAGUUUAGUUUAUUCUUUAAAUUUUCUGUUGUUUCUUU